UUUUCCCCAUAUAAAAAUGAGCCCAUUUUCUUAGUUCGUCACAAGGUUCCUUGGAAAUUAUAAAGAAAAAUAGAGCUUAUACCAAAGUGGGUUCAUUCUCAGAGUUGUGGAACACUCCUAAAUUGUUUCAUUUCUGUGUUUUUCUCCAAGGCUUCUUGGGAAACUAAUUGCAGAGGUGGGUUGAGCUGAUUUUUGAUGGCUUUGGGGGGAAUAGACGGCUGUGAUGCGUGCAACGCCAUGAUGGAGGCGCAGGUCAUUUGUAGACAUCAUGCGCACGAGCCCCGGGAGAACCAGUGCAGUUCAGUUCUUGUUAGGCACGUCAAAGCUCCUGCUAAUCUGGUUUGGUCACUGGUAAGGAGAUUUGAUCAACCCCAGAAGUACAAGCCCUUUGUUAGUAGGUGUGUGGUGCAAGGGGACCUCAGGAUUGGGAGUGUCCGGGAAGUGAACGUCAAGACCGGUCUUCCGGCGACAACCAGCACGGAAAGGCUAGAGCUGUUUGAUGACGAUGAGCACGUACUUGGCAUCAAAAUCCUCGAUGGGGAUCACAGACUAAGGAACUACUCCUCUGUUAUUACUGUUCAUCCAGAAAUAAUUGAUGGGAGACCAGGGACACUGGUGAUUGAGUCCUUUGUGGUGGACGUGCCUGAGGGGAACACCAAGGAUGACACAUGCUACUUUGUUCGGGCCCUCAUCAACUGCAACCUCAAAUGUCUGGCUGAAGUCUCAGAGAGGAUGGCCAUGCUGGGCCGAGUUGAACCUGCCAAUGCAGUCUGAGCUGGGUUUAGAGAAUAGGCCUGCUGAGGCUUAUCAUAGAAGAUUUGAAGAUAGGAGAGUUUCCUCUGUCAGCUCAAGAGUUUUGCAUAGAUGGUUCGGCAGCUUUUUUCCAUCUUAUAUUUGCUUUUACCACUUAAUUUCCUCAAGUGGCCGGAGAACCAGAUUCUCCAACAGGUUUCUGUAAAAGUUCUUAGGUUCUCUCUCAUCUCUUUCUGGGUUUUGUCCAUGGUGGUAUAUCAAUCUGGUGGUUGUCUGUAAAUAGUUUUGUUAAAGAAAGUUUCAGGCUUUAAUGUUGUAGUUGCAGGUGGAAUAUGGGAACUGAACCUUUGAGGCUCUGCUGCUUCACUGUCUUGUAUAUAUUGCACAACCUCUUCAGUUCAUUAAUGUUAUUGCAAAAAUUUCUGUUUAUA
Vitis riparia (riverbank grape) is the source of this 1184-nucleotide messenger RNA. RefSeq names its product abscisic acid receptor PYL9. The record is from RefSeq and is a predicted model, not a curated record. The coding region runs from base 196 to 774 and encodes 192 amino acids. The transcript has 3 exons. Gene Ontology annotation, cellular component: nucleus; cytoplasm. Gene Ontology annotation, biological process: abscisic acid-activated signaling pathway. Gene Ontology annotation, molecular function: protein phosphatase inhibitor activity; signaling receptor activity; abscisic acid binding. Lineage: Eukaryota; Viridiplantae; Streptophyta; Magnoliopsida; Vitales; Vitaceae.